AUGAAAGGAUUUGGUGUAGAAAGAGUCCCUAAGACUAAAGCUGAAUGGAACACCGAGGAUUAUAAACUUAUCUCCUUGAAUGCCAAAGCCAAAGUCAAUCUUAAUUAUGCUAUAAGUCCUAGUGAAUAUAAUAGAGUCUCUACUUGCACCACAGCUAAAAAAAUAUGGGAUAAACUCCAGAUUACUUAUGAAGGGACAUCACAAGUUAAGGAAUCCAAAAUUGAUAUCCUUAUGCAUCAAUAUGAACUGUUUCGCAUGAAUGAAAAUGAAUCUAUUAGUACAAUGUUUGUGAGAUUUACUGACAUUAUUAAUGGCUUAAAGCACCUUGGCAGAACUAUUACUAAUUCUGAUCUUGCAAGGAAAAUUCUUAGAAGUUUACCUGAAAAAUGGGAUGCUAAAGCAACUGUAAUUAAUAAAGCUCAUAACCUCAAUACACUUGAGUUGGAUGAACUUCUCGGUUCUUUUCUCACAUGGGAGAUCACUCUAAAAGAUAGAGAAGGAGAUCAUCAUCGAAAGAAAGAAUUGCUCUAA
This is a messenger RNA of Cornus florida, 531 nucleotides long. RefSeq lists its product as uncharacterized. Bases 1 to 531 code for a protein of 176 amino acids. NCBI's taxonomy places the organism in Eukaryota, Viridiplantae, Streptophyta, Magnoliopsida, Cornales, Cornaceae. The record is from RefSeq and is a predicted model, not a curated record. The transcript has a single exon.